AUGAGAGUGAAUGAUCCAGCUUGCCAUGACCCGGAUCAUUUCGAGAAACUAGCACAUGAAGUUCCACUCGAUGAACGGUAUGUAGAUACGCUAUCGCUUUUAUGGAAAGAAAAAAUAGGAAGUGAACGAGAAGUAACAUUAAAAGGCGAUGAUCGAAUGAUUGGAAAGAAACCGCAAAACUGGGUACCAAACAUUAACGAGAAUUCACCUAAAGCUAAUUAUGCAGAACUGGACUGGGAAGGAAUACCGGAACCGGUGAAGAAGAUUUUUAGCAUUAAAUUUGGCGAACGGCGAGAUUAUUCUGAUGCGUGGAAAAAAGCUCUGAUUGAUAAAGUACGAAAGCAUGAACUCGAUAUAAACUCAUUAGAAGUAAAAAUUGCUUGGUCAACCGGUGUGAUACGUUCAUGGACUUUGCUGGUAAAACAAAUAGAUAACAAACCAAAGAAGCCAGCUCAUAUCGUACACCCUCUUCACUUAAUGAUAGCAUUUCGUCGAAAACUCUUGCGGCAGUUACGCGAAGUAGACACAGCAGCUUUUGAAAAGGUAUUAUCGGAAUUAAAAAUCGCUUAUCAUGUACCAAAGCGUCCGGAAGAACAGAUUGAAAAAAAACGAAAAGCAUGGGUGGAAGCUCUGUUGAAGGAAAGGAUUGCCAUGGAAAAAGAUAUUAAAAUGGAAGAAUUAAACAAAAGAUUUAUUGUUGAACGGAUACAGUGUGGACGUGAAAUAAAAAAGCGUCUAGAAGAAUUGGACAGUGAAGAAACAGAAAUCAAGACACGUCUAAAGGAACUUGCAAGAACUCAAGGGGAAAUGCCAAAUAAUGUACCAAUAUAUCAGCCAAAAUUGAUAGAAGAAUUGUCGGAAAUAGCAGCUCACGCAAUUUUGUAUCAUCGUCCCGAUGAUUCUCACCGAAGAGAUAAAUUACUUACUGCAUAA
Brugia pahangi is the source of this 933-nucleotide messenger RNA. NCBI's taxonomy places the organism in Eukaryota, Metazoa, Nematoda, Chromadorea, Rhabditida, Onchocercidae. The record is from the annotation of a GenBank genome assembly.